Molecule: messenger RNA, 1439 nt
Organism: Suillus bovinus
Lineage: Eukaryota; Fungi; Basidiomycota; Agaricomycetes; Boletales; Suillaceae
Product: kinase-like domain-containing protein
Exons: 11
Coding region: 130-1131 (333 amino acids)
Biological process (GO): protein phosphorylation
Molecular function (GO): ATP binding; protein kinase activity
Source: RefSeq, a predicted model, not a curated record
GCCACCGUGGAACAGCAGUCACAAUGGACCCAGGUUUUGCGCUUGAAUAUCCCCGACCUCACGUCUCGAAUUAACAAGCUUGAACCACCGAUUACAAUCGAUUCAUUUAGCCAAGUUCAUCGAUGUACCAUGAAGACCAGCGAAGGCACAAGGGAGGUAGCUGUAAAAGUAAUCAUUAUUGAUCCUAAUAGAGCUAUGCCAAAACUAGAGAAAGCAAUUCGCCGGGAACUUAUUGUGUGGUUGAAAUUGAUCCACUUGAACAUUGUGCCGCUACUUGGUAUCGCACGCAUCGAAUCACCAUGGCCAGCUCUUGUUUAUCCAUGGAUGCCAUCUGGGACGUUAUAUAUUUUCCUGGAGAAGCAGGCAGCAACCCUUUCUACUUCCACAAAAAUUGGAUUGGUUGAGGGUAUCGCCGAUGGCCUCUCUUAUCUUCACUCGAUGAAGAUCGUACACGGAGACCUUCAACCCGACAAUGUGCUGAUAGACGAUUCGGGGAUUCCAUGCCUCACAGGUUUCGGUCUCGCAACAGUAGUAGGAGACCCAGAGUUGCAGUUGAACUCGACCACUGCGGCAUGUGAUUUCAAUGCUCGAUGGCGUGCGCCUGAAGUCAUUGGAAUAGAGUCUGACGAAUCUGCACGACCGACUGACGCGAGCGAUAUCUAUUCUUUUGGUAGCAUUAUGUUCUUUAUCAUAUCGGAGAAUAUCCCAUGGAAGGAGAGAAAUUCGUAUCAAAUCGCUAUUGCGCUGUCACAAGGAGCCACUCAUGCACGUCCCAAGAACAUCCCUAAUGGUUUCUGGAACUUAAUCGAACGCUGCUGGUCUCGGAAUCAUAUGGAUCGUCCAGGGAUUACACAAAUUCUCGAGUAUAUCAAUCAGUGUAAGAUCGAUGACUCGCAGGUCCAGUCACCCAUGAUACCGACGCAUUUCCCCCAGGAAUCCGGUUCAAUACAUCCAUCUCUUCCGGAAGGACAACUUGCGCUAGCAAAAGAUCUGACAGGUCAGAUCUUCGGUACAAUAAAUGACUACGUCGCUAGUGGUGGGUUCGCAAACGUGUAUAGAUGUGAAUGGAGACAACCGUCGGGCUUUGUCGAAAAGGUCUGGCCAGUGGGUAGCGCUGGCGUCACUUGCUGAUCAGUCUGUCGAUCAUUGUACUACAGGUCGCAGUAAAAACCUUUAGACUUCAGAUGAAUCACGUCUCAGAGCAGGAAUUAAGAAGGUUUCGACAAGAAACUUCAAUAUGGGCGCACCUCAUCCAUGACAAUAUCGCCACACUUUAUGGAACGACAGAUGGGUUUGGGCCAACCACAGCUCUUGUCUCCCGGUGGUUUCCGGACGGCACACUGUACCGUCUGAUCGGAGAACAGGGUGCUACAUUAACCAUAAAGUCCAAAUUGAAGCUGCUCCACGGCAUAGCAUCUGGGCUCUACUAUAGUAUGUAU